AUGUAUGACCUUAUCAAGUGCAGAACAGAUGUGUUUGCAAGUUUUUUAUUUAAAUCUAUCAGUGAUACAGAAAACUGGUUCUGUGAAUGCCCUGGACUCUACUCUGGAAAACUUUGCCAGUUCGCAACUUGUGACGAGAAUCCAUGUGGGAACGGUGCUACUUGUUUUCCAAAAUCCAGCCAAGAUGCUGUUUGCCUCUGUCCUUAUGGAAAAGCUGGAAUCCUCUGCAAUGAUGCUAUUAAUAUUAGCCAGCCCAGUUUCAGUGGCACAGAUGUAUUUGGCUAUACCUCAUUCCUAGCCUUUUCUGCAAUUCCAAAUAUCAGCUUCUCCUAUGAAUUCCGCCUGAAAUUUCAACUGGCAAACCACAACUCAGCAGUACAAGAUAAUCUGAUAUUUUUCACGGGACAGAAAGGCCAGGGUCUCAAUGGAGAUGAUUUCCUGGUGCUAGGCCUGCGUAAUGGCAGUGUUGUAUACAGCUACAACCUGGGCUCUGGCACGGCCACUCUCAUUAGUCAGCCACUCGAUCUGACACUCAGUAUUCAUGUGAUCCAUCUUGGCAGAUCUCUCCGAGCAGGCUGGCUGAAGGUGGACGAUCAUAAGAAUAAAUCCGUCACAUCCCCAGGAAGGUUGGUUGGGCUCAAUGUCUUCAGUCAAUUUUAUGUCGGCGGUUACAUUGAAUACACUCCUGAACUCUUACCAAAUGGAUCCAAAUUUGAGAAUGGCUUUCAAGGGUGUAUUUUUGACAUAGAAGUUCGGACUGGAAAGGAUCACCGAUUUAAAUCACCAGGUAUUCCAGAAGGCCAUCCCAAUGCAGGUCGCAGUGUAGGACAAUGUGAAGAUUCCCCAUGCAGUUUAAUAAAAUGCAGAAAUGGUGGAAUGUGCAUGGAAAGUGGCUCUACCGUUUAG
Messenger RNA from Chelonia mydas (Green sea turtle), 906 nucleotides. RefSeq names its product protein eyes shut homolog. The transcript has 6 exons. NCBI's taxonomy places the organism in Eukaryota, Metazoa, Chordata, Testudines, Cheloniidae. The record is from RefSeq and is a predicted model, not a curated record. The coding region runs from base 1 to 906 and encodes 301 amino acids.